This is a messenger RNA of Penaeus indicus, 1266 nucleotides long. RefSeq lists its product as uncharacterized. NCBI's taxonomy places the organism in Eukaryota, Metazoa, Arthropoda, Malacostraca, Decapoda, Penaeidae. The transcript has 2 exons. The record is from RefSeq and is a predicted model, not a curated record. Bases 1 to 1266 code for a protein of 421 amino acids.
AUGCCCGUAGCCACUGCCAUGUCCAUAGCCACUGCCAUGAGUACUAUGCCCAUACCCCUUGCCAUGGUCGCUGUGCCCAUACCCCUUGCCAUGGUCGCUGUGGCCAUACCCCUUGCCAUGAUCACUAUGCCCAUACCCCUUGCCAUGGUCGCUGUGGCCAUACCCCUUGCCAUGGUCGCUGUGGUCAUACCCCUUGCCAUGGUCGCUAUGGCCAUACCCCUUGCCAUGGUCGCUAUGGCCAUACCCCUUGCCAUGGUCGCUGUGCCCAUAUCCCUUGCCAUGGUCGCUGUGCCCAUAUCCCUUGCCAUGGUCGCUGUGCCCAUAACCCUUGCCAUGAUCACUGUGGCCAUACCCCUUGCCAUGGUCGCUGUGGCCAUACCCCUUGCCAUGGUCGCUGUGCCCAUACCCCUUGCCAUGGUCGCUGUGGCCAUACCCCUUGCCAUGGUCGCUGUGCCCAUACCCCUUGCCAUGGUCGCUGUGGCCAUACCCCUUGCCAUGGUCGCUGUGCCCAUACCCCUUGCCAUGAUCACUGUGGCCAUACCCCUUGCCAUGAUCACUGUGGCCAUACCCCUUGCCAUGGUCACUAUGCCCAUACCCCUUACCAUGAUCACUGUGGCCAUACCCCUUGCCAUGGGCGCUGUGGCCAUACCCCUUGCCAUGGUCGCUGUGCCCAUACCCCUUGCCAUGGCCGCUGUACCCAUACCCCUUGCCAUAGUCGCUGUGCCCAUACCCCUUACCAUGGUCGCUGUGUCCAUACCCCUUGUCAUGGUCACUGUGCCCAUACCCCUUACCAUGAUCACUGUGCCCAUAUCCCUUGCCAUGAUCACUGUGCCCAUAUCCCUUGCCAUGGUCGCUGUGCCCAUACCCCUUGCCAUGGUCGCUGUGCCCAUACCCCUUACCAUGAUUACUGUGCCCAUACCCCUUACCAUGAUCACUGUGCCCAUAUCCCUUGCCGUGGUCGCUGUGCCCAUACCCCUUGCCAUGGUCGCUGUGCCCAUACCCCUUACCAUGAUUACUGUGCCCAUACCCCUUACCAUGAUCACUGUGCCCAUAUCCCUUGCCAUGAUCACUGUGCCCAUACCCCUUACCAUACCCACUAUAACCAUACCCACUCUCCUGGUGGCUUCCCUUGUGCUUUCCAUGAUCUCUCAGCUUAUAGCGGUCGUCGUGCUCGCCGUCUCGGUCGUGGUAGUUGUAGGAGUCGAAGUCAUCGUAGAACUCCUUGUUUUCGUAGUGCUCGUCCUCGUGAAUAUAGCCCGAGUGUAA